AUGCUUCCCGGCUGUCGGGAGGCGGAGCCCAGGGCUGCGGCUGCACAGCUUCGGCGCCUCCUGAUUGGCUCAUCGCAUAUUCGCUUCCGGGUGAGAGGUUGCCCGGUUGCCCAAGCAACCGAGUCGCUCUGGGAGCUGUGUGGGCUAGCGCUUUGCUCCCUCCAUACCGCAGAGCUGGCGGCCCAAGGGGAAUCGCAGAGUCCAGAAAGUUUCUCCGACCUCUCUCCAGCAACAACUUCAGAAGUGUACAAGAUAAAUUUUAUAUUUCCCAAUGGAGACAAGUAUGAUGGUGAAUGUAUACGAACAUCUUCUGGAAUUUAUGAGAGAAAUGGAAUAGGUAUUCAUACCACUCCUAAUGGGAUUGUCUACACAGGAAACUGGAAAGAUGACAAGAUGAAUGGUUUUGGAAAACUUGAGCAUUUUUCAGGAGCAGUAUAUGAAGGACAAUUUAAGGACAAUAUGUUUCAUGGAUUAGGAACUUACACAUUCCCAACUGGGGCAAAGUACACUGGAAAUUUCAAUGAAAAUAGGGUGGAAGGUGAAGGGGAAUAUAUCGAUAUCUAUGGACUAGAAUGGAGUGGUAACUUCCAUUUCACAGCUGCUCCAGGCCUGAGACUAAAGUUCCAAAUGUAGAUGUUUUGCACUGAAGUUUAAAUGUGGCAGUUGAAGCCUUUAGUUGUAAGCAGGGCAGCUAAAGUUGUUAUCUGAAAUGACUUCAUACAUAACCUUCACAAAAUUUCCAAUAAAACUAUCACUCACUUA
Molecule: messenger RNA, 762 nt
Organism: Marmota monax (woodchuck)
Lineage: Eukaryota; Metazoa; Chordata; Mammalia; Rodentia; Sciuridae
Gene: Morn2
Product: MORN repeat containing 2
Exons: 6
Coding region: 1-633 (210 amino acids)
Source: RefSeq, a predicted model, not a curated record